Molecule: messenger RNA, 1408 nt
Organism: Symphalangus syndactylus (siamang)
Lineage: Eukaryota; Metazoa; Chordata; Mammalia; Primates; Hylobatidae
Product: methylosome protein WDR77
Biological process (GO): oocyte axis specification
Cellular component (GO): methylosome
Molecular function (GO): protein binding
Source: RefSeq, a predicted model, not a curated record
AUGGCGCUGGCUAAGAUUAUUUGGAGAAUCAACACUGACGGCCUUGGGGAUGAGAGAAGUCAAAGGAGAAGGGCCGUACCAGGGAAGUGGAUGGGUUCCAACGGUUUCCACCUCCCUGCACCCAGGAAAGCCAAGAUUGGCAUGAAUGAAUAUGCUUUCCAAGCCUUGGCUUUUCUUGAGAUCAAGAAGAUUUUGCCUUGUAUUUUUGCAUGUACAGAAAUAAGAACAAAAAGCACAAAUAUAUAUUCAAUUUUUGCACUAAGUUUUGGGCUGCUUAUACAACUUAGAAAUAUUUCUCUAUGUAUCCAUCUAUCUAUUGUGAGGAGGUGCAGCACGUGGGAGUUGCUACCGGAGCCGAAUCCAGAUUGGAGUUGGAACCAUGGAGAUGCAGAAGGAAACCCUUCUUUCCUACCGCCCGCUAACGCACCGGCCGGCAUGGCGCAGUUGGAGGCUGCGCGGUACCAGUCCUACGGGGAAUUCUGCUCUGGGUCCUCCAGUCUCAGUGGCCGCUGCUGGGCCGGCUCCCUCUGCCUUUUUAAGGACCCCUGUGGCACCCCUAAAGAAGGCUUCUGCUCUGCUGGAGCCCAGAUGGAGGCUGGAGUGGCUGACCUCACUUGGGCGGAGGAGAGAGUUAUCAUAGCGGCUUCUGAUUCAGGUGCUGGUGAACUGUGGGAGGUGGAUGAGAACAAGCCACUUAUCGUCAGCAAGUUCUGCAAGUAUGAGCAUGGAGACACUGUGUCUACCCUCAGUGUUCUGGCUGUCAGCGGCAGCAAAGACUUCAGUAUCAAGGAUUGGGACCUUGUUCAGCAGGUGGCACUGAAUUCAUACCGAUCUCAUGCUGGGCAGGUCACCUGUGCUGCUGCCUCUCCCCGCAAGGACUGUGUGUUUCUUUCCUGCAGUGAAGACAGUAGAAUUUUAUUCUGGAAUACUCUCUGUCCCAAGCCAACGUCACAGGUGGGCUGCAGUGCCUCUGGCUGCCUUCCCACCUCACUGGCUUGGCAUCCUCAGCAAAGUGAAGUCUUCAUCUGUGAUGAGAAUGGGACUGUCUCCCUUGUGGACACCAAGAGAGGGAGAGGUGCCCUUGGCUCAGCUGUACAAGACCAAUGUGUCAUUGGGCUGGUGUUUUCCUCACACGGUGUUCCCUUCCCGGGCUCUUACAGCGAAGAUGGCUCACUGGCUGUGCUGGACUCCAGCCUUACUGAGGUCUUUAGAAGCCGAGGCCACAGUGACCUUGCGAGAGAUGCUGCUUGAUCCCCACUCAAUCCCUUUCUGCUUACCACAAUGGGCUGGGACCAUCAGGUCGUCUGCCAAGUGCCCACAGAACCUCUCCCAGCCCCUGGACCUGAGAGCGUUGCUGAGUAGAUUGGACUUAAGACAAACAGCAAGUCCCCCAUGAGAGUCCACUUCU